Messenger RNA from Chlamydomonas reinhardtii, 1812 nucleotides. RefSeq lists its product as uncharacterized. The transcript is spliced from 8 exons. NCBI's taxonomy places the organism in Eukaryota, Viridiplantae, Chlorophyta, Chlorophyceae, Chlamydomonadales, Chlamydomonadaceae. The coding region runs from base 47 to 1225 and encodes 392 amino acids. The record is from RefSeq and is a predicted model, not a curated record.
AACGCAUUUGAUACCAAUUCACAUUACCUGCGUGUAUAGCUUCUAAAUGCAAUCGCUCCAAGGCGCGCGGGCGUCGCAAUGCCACUUUGCACACAGUCGAUGUCUCUCCCGAGCAUCGCGAGUCAUCGGCGCACAUAGAGCGACAUGUCGCGCCGCGGCUGCCCCGGCCGCGCCCGCCUCGGCCGCUCAGCCUCACCAGGCCGUGCCGCACGAGCUGCCCUUGUUCCCGGUGCAGCCCAUCGGCGUGUUCCUGCCGGGCAUGACCAAGACGUUGCACCUGUACGAGCCGCACUUCAUCGCAAUGGUGGAGGAGGCGAUGGCCUCGCCCCACAAACUCAUGGCCACUGCCGUGCUGGAGCCCUACAUGGGGGGACAGCAGCAGCCCGGCAGUAGCAGCAGCCCUGAUAGCAGCGAGGCCGGCGGCAGUAGCGGCAGCAGCGGCAGCAGCGGCGAUAGCAGUAGCAGUGUGGAGGCGGAGGCGGAGCGGGCCGCCAGCCGGGGGGAGGACGCGGCGGGCGGGCCGGGCUCCUUCGUGGGGGGAUACAACUUCAGCCUCUCGUGCGGAUGCCUGGUGCAGGUCUUGUCCGCCAAGCCCUACACGGGCGGCUACCUGGUGCGCAUCCGCGGCGAGGGCAGGCUGGGCAUCAGCGGCCUGCCGCAGACCGGGCCCUACAUGCGCGCACAGGUGUACCCGCUGCCCGACCAGCCCCUGGCUGCCGGCGAGGAGGGGCGGCAGGCGCUGCAGCGGCAGGCGGAGCACCUGCAGGACAUCAUGAGGGACGUCCAGAACCUGUCCAGCAAGUUCCGCUGUGACGAGACGGCGGCGCUGCAGCAGGCCAUGCGCUGGCUGCACGGGUCGCCGCUCACACCCGGCAUCAGCGCAGGGCCGGCGGGGCUCGCCGGGGACGGGGCGGCCGCGGAGGGGGCGGGCGCGUUGAUGGGGGAGGCGACAGCAGCAGGAGCAGGCGGGGAAGAGAUGGAAGGGGAGGAGGAGGAGGAGGUGUUUGACCCGGAGCUGGCGGUGCGGCUGUCCUGGGCGGCGCUGCAGUGGCUGCCCUUCUCCACAACCGAGGAGCGCAUGCGCAUCGUGCGCAGUCGGCUGCUGGCCAUGGACACCCGCGAUGUGGCGGCCCGCCUGGGGCUGGCGGCGGAGGCCAUGGCGGAGGCGCGGGCGGCGCUGGCGGCCCGCGUGGCACUUAAGGAGGCGGCGGCCUUCGGGCAGUAGCAGUAGCAGUGGCAGCUGCGGCGGCGGCGAGUGGGAGAAGCAGCUGUAGCAGCAGCGGCGAGUGGCUGUAGUGGUGUGUGGAAUGUAGUACGCUUGCAGGCACGGUUAUGGGCGAGGGGCGUGAGCGGCAGCAGUGGUAGUGGUGAGGUGAUUGGUGCAGGUUUUGUAGUAGGGAAUGUGAGAGAAGCUUGAGGCUUGAGGGACUGGGUGAGAGGGGAGGUGCUAGUUGGUACGAAAGUAAGGUGUUCUGGGUAUGCUGACGUUGGCUUUGGGAAUGCCGUAUGGCUCGAGUUAUUGGAAAUCCAAGGCUGCUAUUGGGGCAUGCCGGUUUUGAUGUUGGUUUUAACUAAACCUCCGGCUGUCAUGAAGGGCUCGUGCGUUGCAUGUUUGGCUGUGAACUUGAUUGCGCGAGAGAGACAGUCUGGGGGCACUGAGUCACGGACAGCGCGCGCGGGCGCACACGCCCAGAGGCAUACGGUAUGUGCGGGACCAAAUGCGGAAUUGCGGUUCUUAUCAGCUGCAGGGGUUCUCUUUGGGCGGCGAAUGGCCGGUCCCUCAUUGAGACGUCCCUUCCUGUAAUGUCUCAU